Messenger RNA from Myxocyprinus asiaticus (Chinese sucker), 4499 nucleotides. RefSeq names its product P2R1A-PPP2R2A-interacting phosphatase regulator 1-like. The transcript has 10 exons. Gene Ontology annotation, molecular function: protein serine/threonine phosphatase inhibitor activity. The record is from RefSeq and is a predicted model, not a curated record. Lineage: Eukaryota; Metazoa; Chordata; Actinopteri; Cypriniformes; Catostomidae. Bases 831 to 1667 code for a protein of 278 amino acids.
UCUGUGCUGAUCUGUGGAUGAGCUGCGGCGUCCAGAAAAAAAAAAAAAAAAGAAAAGAUAAUCAGUAUAUGAUAACCUAUGAUUGACGCAAACUAAGUUACAAACUCAACCAGCUAAAUAGAUACUGACAAACCAAAGUGACGAAUAGAUGAAGUCGGAGAGAAGCCGUACACUUGUUUAGUGAUUUCCAUUCAUCUUUGCGUGUUUGCUCAGCAAUACAUCACGAACAGCAGGCUAGUUAGCUACAUGAUGAUGGCCAGCUGAACAUUAUUUUGCCUUCAGCAUUUAUUAUUAUUAUUAAGCUCACUUCUGUACCGUCGUGGGGUGGGAUCUUUAUCUUCAUAACCAUGCUUUCGUGCUUUAAACGUUGCCUUUUCAUACAUAUUUUCCACGUGCCCUCCUAAGCUUGUAAUUGUCUGCUCUGAGCUGCUUGUGCGCCGUGAGCUACCAAGCUAAGCUAACAGUAUAGGAAUAGUGUGUGCAUGGGCCAAACCCCAUUCACACAUUAGCUUGCUGCUAACCAGCCACUGGAUCUCUUACAAGUUUGGACCAGAAACAGGAGAGUUUUCUAGAAGCAUACACAGUGCAGGCCGAAGAAGCAGAAUGUUGAUUUGCAGAAAGCGACGGAUCGUUUCCUUAGGCACUGAUCGAGAGCUAUAUUGAUCCUAAAGAGCAACGCAAGAAGCCUCAAUCCGUCUAUAUACGCUACAAAAUGAGCUCAAAGUGAACUGAGACAUUGGCCUGCUUCGGGUAACAGGGCCACUGGCUUUCAACGAUGUAGCUCUGUAAACUACGUGCAAUUUUGCGGCGUAUGUACGAGGACAAUAACGAUGAACAAUCAAGGAAUGAGGUCACAAGAGAAGAUGGAGCUGGACCUAGACAUCUCGUCGUCACUUGUUACGAGCGAUGGGCAGCUGAGACGAUCGAACAGCGAACCGAUGAUAAACGGCCUGAGUGACGCUUCACAGGUGUACCAGAGAGAGGUUCUCCGAAGCAGAAGAAACAGUACAACGGUUGUUCGACCCAAUAUGGUUCCAUCUUCGCCAGUACGUGUACCAAGCACAAGACUGCAACGGAUCAAACAGGAAGAGGGUGUUGAUGUGAUGAAUCGAGAAACUGCCCAUGAGCGAGAGGUGCAGGCAGCCAUGCAGAUAAGCCAGUCUUGGGAGGAGAGUCUUAGUCUGAGUGAUAAUGAUCUUGAGAAAUCUUCCUCAUCUCCAAAGCGGAUCGAUUUUGUGCCUGUGUCCCCUGCUCCUUCACCCACCAGAGGGAUUGGGAAAAAGCAGUGCUUCUCUCCCUCUCUGCAAAUCCUGGUGAGCAGUAACGGUCUGACACCCAGUCCUGUUCCCAGCCCAACACGCCGCUUCAGCAGGAGGAGUCAGAGCCCAAUCAACUGCAUCAGGCCCAGCAUUCUGGGCCCUCUUAAACGCAAAGGGGAAAUGGAGACGGAAAGCCAGCCCAAAAGGCUCUUUCAGGGAACCACCAACAUGCUCUCCACAGAAGUGUCCCACCUGCCGGAACUUAACACCUGUCUCUCUCCAGAUCUUCUGGAUGGAAGUCUCAGUAGUGUUGGCUCGUCCUCGGACUCACCUGCCAAGAUGGAAGGAGUGUCGUCCUCCUCCAGUAACUCUCCCCUCACACCCCUCCAAGAUUUCUCUCCUAAGUGAGCCACUGAGCAUCAGGGACACGAUAGGAGAGGAUGGAGAAUUAGGACUGCUGCUCGGGCCUUCUUCUAGUCUUUUCAGUUUCUUUUCCAAUGCCUUCCCAACAUGCCUUUUGUUCUCAUCCUGAACUGGCCUGUUAUCUGCUUGCCAGUGGAUAAAGUAGGUGUUUGCAUUAAAGGAAAACAGACCCUCAUUGGGACAGACCCUAAAGGUGAUGUAUAAGCAUUGAGAGACUGUGGAUGCUUUUGAAUCAGCUGCUAUAAAUGGAUUUAAAACAUGGUGUAUAGAUUUGUAUCAAAGUGAACAGCAUUACAGCAUCCAGCCCAUCUGAAAUACUUAAUUACUGUAGUUGUCUUAGAUGAGAGGAAUGCCACAGCAAGGAAACUGAAUGGGUCUUGAAUUUUUCUUUUUAUUUUCCUCAAGACAAUUAACUUGUUUGAUAAGGUUUUGAAAAAACCGCUGUAAACAGGAUAACAACUACAGGCCUGUUCUUUUAUUUACAAUCACAACUUGCCAACUGGUAUUGUGUGUUAGAAUUAACUUAUUUUUGCUUCUCUUUUAUUUGUAUGUAUGUACAUAAGAUUUAAUCCUCCUAAGUCAUCCUGUAAUAAUUGGUGGUGAAACGUGCAGAGGUAAAGUGAAGAGCAAACUGACCGCUGCCUCUUCUAGAGUUCUAUUAGCAGUGCAGCUGCACAUUAAAGGGGCAAUAAAAAUGUAUUGGCUUUGUUCGGAAUGUGAUUGUAAAAUCUGAUUUAAUUGUUUUCAUUUGUGAAUUGAAAGAGUAGCGUUUUGUUCUACAAACCGCAGUGUAAAUCUUUUUUUCUGAAUGUCUUUGCAAACCACAGUACGUGGUGUCAUGUUGAUGAGUUAAGUGUGUUUGUUGUUUACUUGCUGAUUUUGUUUUUGUCCUGUGGACUCUUAAUUAUUUUACGCUGUCCUGUUGUCUCAACAAACAGUACUUUGAAAAGCCUCUGCAUGUGAAGUUUGUUGAGGAAGAUCGGAGUGCUUUCAUGAACAAGUAGUUGUACUCCGCUCUCCCUGAACAAAAAAAAAAUCUUCCUUUCAUCAUAUCUGAGAUUUCCAGAUGUCAGAAAUAAAUUAUUUGUCCAGCUAUUGCCUUUUUUUGAGACAUCGGUUUUAUUGGAAUACCAGCCAGAGAUCUGUGUUCUCCCACUGUGGUUAUUGUCUUUAAAGACACAAUGAUCAGGAUAGUUUUAAAAUCUAGACCUAGAUUUAUACUGAAGCAUUUCAUUUUCAGUUUAUUGCUAAAUCAAACUGCUGCCUGACUAAAGGGAACAGAGGCUUUAAAAUAUCUCACCUUUGGUCUGCUGUACCAAAUGUUACAAAGUUUAAAACAAGACUAAUGAAACAAUUAAUGUACAGAGAAAAUUUUGUUAUAGGUUAUUCCCCCAGCUGGCCUAUUGACUAGAGUUUUAGACUAACAAGCAACAACAAGAGAAGACAGCCUGACAAGAUAUGGAAAAUGUUGAUUGCAUUGCUGUUCUGAUUACAAUAUACAAGAAUUACACUAAUUUAUUUGGAAGACAUAUCUACUUCUAAAGUGUUUUAUCACACUGCAAUGUUAAAGGGAUAGUUCACCCAAAAAUUAAAAUUCUCUCAUUUACUGUUACGUCACCCUCAUGCCAUCCCAGAUAAGUAUGACUUUCUUCAGCAGAACACAAUAAUGUAUAUGUAAAAAUAUAUAUCUCAGCUCUGUAGGUCCAUACAAUGCAAGUGAAUGGUGAUUAGACUUUUGUAGCUCCAAAAAUCACAAAGGAAAUAGAAAUAAUUCAUAAGAAUCCAGUGUUUAAUUCCAUAUACUCAGAAGCAACAUAAUAGGUGUGGGUGAGAAACAGAUGUGAAAGUGAAACUAAACCGGGACAUGACUUUCAGAUGUAAAAUUGAAAGUGGAGAUUGAGUAAAAAAAAAAAAAAAAAGACUUAAAUUUUGAUUUGUUUCUCACCCACACCUAUUAUAUUGUUUCUCAACAUAUGGAUUUAAACACUGGAGUGUUAUGGAUUACUUCUGCAGAGGUCUGGCCACCAUUCACUUGCAUUGUAUAGACCUACAAGCUGAGAUAUUCUUCUAAAAAUCUUUGUCUUCUGCUGAAGAAAGUCAUACACAUCUGGAAUGGCAUGAGGGUGAAAGUAAAUGAGAGAAUUUUAAAUUUUGCAUGAACUAUCCCUUUAAAUAUUGCUUCUAAAGCCAACUUAAAUCUGAUUCAGAAACUUUCAGAAAUAUUUAAUGUUGCAAAUAAUACUAACACAUGACUUUCUAGGAAAUGCCUUUUAAAAAUCAACUUGGUUUAUUUGAUGUGGAUAUCUAUAAAGAUAAUGUGCACAAGAUUUAAGCAGUGGACAAAUAUAAGAGCAAUUCAAAAAACAAGGGUGUCAAGAUGUGAGAAUCUUCCCUUGUGGCAAACUAUGCAUGUUCAUUUAUCAAACACAAAAAGCAAUUCACAGACACACAGAAUAUGACGCAAGACAACACAUUUAAUUUAAUGUACUCAUGUUCUUCUACACCCCCUCCCACCUAACAAGAUAGUCAGCUGGGCCCAGUUGGCAGCUCAGUCAUUUUUCCAUCGAUAAACACAAUACGCCCAACCCCCACCCAUGGAUCUUUGCGUCUUCAUUGUUUCGGUAUGUUUGAGACGUCAUUUAAAAAGUUAGUUCCUGUUUAGAGGAAGUUUCUCAGACAUGUUUCCCUGUCCUCAGAACACUCCUGGCUGAGAUAAGUCCAUAUCUCCCCUCUUCAUCAUCUUAGUUCCAUUUUCAUUCAGCAAGGUCAAUUUGAAGAGCACUUCAAGUGCGUAGAAUAACCAUUGUAAGAAGACCU